This is a messenger RNA of Carya illinoinensis, 921 nucleotides long. RefSeq lists its product as uncharacterized. Gene Ontology annotation, molecular function: RNA-DNA hybrid ribonuclease activity; nucleic acid binding. The coding region runs from base 1 to 921 and encodes 306 amino acids. The record is from RefSeq and is a predicted model, not a curated record. The transcript is spliced from 2 exons. Lineage: Eukaryota; Viridiplantae; Streptophyta; Magnoliopsida; Fagales; Juglandaceae.
AUGGAUGGAGAUAGGAAAGGGCAGUGCUCAAGUUUGAAUCAUAAUUCAAAGACCUGGAGGAAAAUGUGGAGCCUGCAGGCACCUCAAGCCACGAAGUCCUUUCUAUGGAGAGCAGCCAAGGAGUCCCUUCCCACGUGUUUGAACUUGUAUAAAAGGAAGAUGGUUGAUUCUCCCCUCUGUCCAGUCUGCCACAGAGUUCCUGAGUCAGUUACUCAUGCCAUCUGGUCAUGUUCAGCUGCACAAGAUGUUUGGUCUAUGAGUACUAAGAGAAUACAGAAACUAAAUGUGGAAGAUGGCCCUUUUGUUGAGGUUCUGAAGCCCUUGUUAGAGAAUCUCUCCUCCCAUGAGCUUACAGAAGUGGCAGUUACAGCAAGAGCUAUAUGGAACAAGAGGAAUCAGUGGCUGUUUGAGCAAUCUUUUCACUCACCUUUCCAGGUGGUUAACAUUCUUGAGUGGACUGCCCCUCCUUCAAGCUUCUAUAAGGCUAACUGGGAUGUAGCAGUGGAUAAGGGGAAAUCCAGGAUCGGUGUGGGAGUGAUUGUGAGGGACUCGAGUGGUAUGGUGAUGGCUUCAAUGUGCUCUUCCAUGCUCUUAGACCCAGAUCCUUUGCUAGGGGAAGCCGUAGCAGCUCUCAAAGCAUCUACUCUUUGCUCUAAUAUAGGACUGGAUCAGGUCAUGUUAGAGGGGGAUUCAUUAGCAGUGGUCCAAGCAGUACAAAGCAGGGAAGAGUGCUGGAGUCCCACGGGUCUAGUGAUCAGGGAUAUUAAGCUUGUAUUGUCUAGAAUCUGUACUUGGUCUAUCCAUCAUAUUUCUAGAAGGUUGAAUGUAGUGGCACAUGUGCUAGCUAAGUUUGCUUUGACAUGUUCGGGGGAACAUACUUUUAUGGAGGAUUACCCUCCAUGUAUUCGGAAUCUACUUUAG